AUGCCCUUCUAUGCGAUCAACUCGUAUGAGGAAGACCUGCUAGAUCAGGCGAAGCAACACACGCUAGAGCUUCAGCUUGAACAGGGGCUGAAGAUUUUUGAGGAGGCCCUGCAGGCUCAGAAAGCCCAGAAUUUCGACGGCGCCCACGGGCUUUACUCCAAGUUAUUUGGUCUCGAGGUCUUACAACUCAAACACCAAAAACGUAUUCCUCCCUCUGCUUUUCGAUUGAAGAGUCUCGCUCUAAAAAACAACGCUUUGUUACUGUUAGAAGAAUUGCACAAGGACUACAACACUAUCGAAACAAAGGACCAACUGUUUUACCGUUUAGGACCGAUUGCAGAAAAUCUAGUCGAAGCGCUUGAAUGUAAUCAACAAGACAUACAGAUUCAAGAACUUUUAACUGCAUUGGCCCUUGAAUUUGGUGAAACAAGAUUAGCCAGGCUCGCCAUGGAGUCAAUCGUCCUAUGCGAAGACGACAGACCUGUUUCCGUCGCGGAAGCGGCAGCCACAGGUUAUUCAUUGAGCGGCUUUUCCCCAAGGGAUAUCAAUUUUUUGGCACAGCUUUUCCAGAUUGUAAAAAAAAUACAAGACAACUACGCACUGGAGAGUGAUUUUUACAAGACCCUUGAAUCAGUACAAUCAUCCCGAAAGAGCCGGGAUUUCUCGUGGCUCAAUAGUAAAUUCGAUAUUAAAGAUGGACUCAAGGCAUUAUUGGAAUACUACAGCUCAGCUGACGUUGAACUUGAAAUUAUGCUCACUACCCAAGACUGGCACAGCAUUCUUGCCGGCUUAGAGGAAGCUCCGAUUGCCACCACUCGAAAAAAAAGACGGGCUGUCGCAGACAGUUACAGCUAUUCCGACCGCUCAAUAGACCGUCUAAAGUUUGUGGCACCUCAUGGCGACCCACGGCUGCUAGUGCCGUCUGAAAGUCAAAUGUUGGUAGACUCGGAAGCGGAGACAGAUGUGGAAAUGAUCGAUAAUGAGCCCUCAGAAACUCCAGCGCCUAUUGAAGCUAAGCUUGAUGAAAGCACAGUCACUGAUUCAGCGCCAAAAGAGUCUGGUCCUGAGCCAGCUGUAGCGGAGAUGUCUCAAACGGAUCUCGUUCGAUCCAGCAAGCGUGUCAAGGCCCAAGCACCAGAAAAUACUGUCGCCGCAGACUUUGGACAGCAAGACAAAGUUUUUGCAGACCAAAUUGUAUCAUAUCUUGACCCAAUCAAAGUCCAAUUCAAGUCGGUUGUUCCCAUAUAUCUAAACGAAUCCGGGAGAUCUGAGGAUGAUCUUGCCUACGAAGAUUUCAAACAGAUACUGACAGAAUGGGACGAGGACAAAAUUGGGAUGUUUCUGAGAUCUUGCGUACCAGAAAUAGGCGAGAGCCAGCCAAUUAUGCAGCUACUUGAUUUCGCGGCCCUGGGUACAGCAUCUGAAGUAACCCAUGCACCAUAUGAAGUUGACAGAAAAGAGGUCAGUACAUUUCUAUCUCAGAUAGAAGACGGCGCACACAUUCAACAAGUUCGUAUAGAUCUUUUGAAGUCCCUUCUGUGCUCAUUGUCGGGACACGUGCCAAAGCUUCUUGUAGAAUUCUGGCCAUCGGAGCUGGUAGAUGGCAUUUGGAAGCUUGUAUCAUAUUUGGAGGAUAAGAUAUAUGCACUUGCUAGAAACGAGAUCUCAGUGGAUGCGGCCGAUAUGGUACUGGUCAUAUAUGAAAUGCAUGUUGAUCGCUACUUGACUUUGGACCGCGCUCUUCGCUCUAAAACAACCAAUGCAAAGAGUAUUGAACAAAAAGAAACUGAUCUCAGUGAAGCACUUCUUCGAUGGAGAGGGGCCGCAGGUGACGCUCUAGCGUUACUUCAGGAUAUGUCGGAACGCACGAAUAUUAUGCGCAUUAGGUUUCAGUGGGUGUCGAUUUUCUAUGAUCAAAUUCACGCUGAUAGCCCAGAAGUGAGCAUGACAAAAUUUGAAGCAGUUCGUGACUUUAUCACUCAAAACUUUAGUGAUCUUAACAUCGAAUAUCCAAGUUUGGAGAAUAUCCCGACAUUGUCUUCUGUCAGCGCUGAAACACAGAUUUCGAAAUACCGAGCAGCGUCAAUUUUUGCUAGAGCGUUCAAGCGUGAAGGUGAUAAAGAUAUUGUCCAGUCUAUUUCCCUACUUGAGUCAAUGCUCAUGCCAGAGGUUUACCACACAGAAAUUCCAGAGCAUUUGGCAAUUUCACAGUUUCUGUCUAGUGCAUCAAACGAUUUCAGACUAAACCUGUGGUAUCUUUUGCUAGAGAACUACGAGCAAGUGGGCGAGGAGCGUAAAUCGCUUGAUGGCCUUGUUCGCAUUCUUGGUAGUAGCUUGGCUGAAAUUGGUGACGAGACAUAUCGAAGUGAACCUCCUCAUAAACGCCAAACUGUCCUUUUGAAGACCCUGAGUGUUUCACAUGAUGUAGCGAAACGUCUACUUCCGUUGCUGGUUGAAAAUGAAGAGAUCUUGGAAGCGACCACACCACAGGAUGCUCAAAAUAUGUUGGUGCUAAUUGUGAAGGUGCUUCAGUUGAUACACAUUUUUAUGCUUAACGACCAAGCUAUCAACUCCAACAUUAUCCAGGCACCACAAGUAUUUAGCUGGGAGCGAGCAGCUGCGAAGUUUCGAGAGCUUUCAGUCUAUUGGUGGUGCAUUUUUUAUUUAUAUUAUCGUUCGGCUCUUCUUCCAGAAUCACGCACCCCAGAAAUUCUGAACGAUUUGCUGAGUAUAAUUCACGAACAGCUUGGUGUGCAAGGGUAUUGCGGACUUGCUGAUGGCUCACUCUUGAAACUAAAUUUGAAAGAGAUUGUACGAAUGGACUGGAACGAAUCUGAAGCAGACAUGAUUCAAUGCUUGCAUUGCCGUUAUGGCCUGUCACUAUUCAAUGAGUAUUUCCAACCUUAUAACCAUCAUUCAGCGACAGAGGAAAUGACUCAAGAAGAUGCAGUCCAAUUAUGCCGCUUUGUGACACGAAUGCUACUUUCAAAGAAGAACCCAACUCAAUUUUUGAUAAGAGCUGAAAUUAGACAAGCUAUUGAUACCAUCAACGAAGCACUGGGGACGCCUGAUAAUACCCUCAACCAGAUUCGAAUCAACACAGAAAUUCUUGACAGGUUCUUAAAUCACUCAGACAUCACAUCGUCACUAUUGAAGGCUGGAUGGACAGGCCAGCUCCAACUCUCUAUGCAACCAAGCAACGACCCUAAAGCUAAAGCGGCAGGCCAGGGUGGUAUCUACUUUGUGAUGGGCGUUGUUACGCUCAUACAGUUCCGUAUGCGCAAAAGGGCCAAUGCUGCAAGAGUCGAGGAUUUACACGACGCGAUCAAGUACUUCAGAGAUGAUCUGAUUUGCUGUACUGAUAGAUUUGAGUCUUGGUUCGGUUUGUCUCAAGCGUAUGAUUAUCUGGCCGAAGAGUCUUUAAUUUGGUCUUCAGAUUCGCUGAUCGAAGCGUCCCCGAUCUAUAAUGAGAUCAUUCUGAACCGUGGACGGGCUCUUUUGAGCUGUACAAUGGCUCUUAGUAGUCUUCUGAAAGGAACAAGCCAUUCAUUGAGCAUAGAUUAUGCCAAAACAGUUGAGGCUCAGGUUUGGUCUCUGUACGGCCGCCUUUUACUCUAUGCGGCAAGCUCCCCACAAAAGAUGGUGGUUUUUGGAAAGCGCUCCACCCAAAAGUAUGUUUUCGUGAACGGGGAGUAUACGGAUUCAAAAUUCACAGCUAUCAAGGAGCAAACUGUGCUCAGGCUUGCAGACAGUAGCCUCAUGGUGGCUAGAACCACGUCUCCAAGAGACUGGUUUACAUGGUAUCUUUCGGCAAAGGUUGCUUACAGGUUAAACCGUCCCCCCCGCGAAGUUCUGGAUAAUUUCGCAAAGUCUAUUGAGCUUCGUGCCAGUGGUGAACGUGAGUCACGCAACCAGGAUAUUCCAGCAGUUGCUACCCAAAGCUUGGUCUCAUUGGCAUCUCGAUAUUCAAUUGAUGGAAAAUUGACCGCCGAGGAGGGCGUGCAAUAUUUGGGCCUAUCAGCAACUGUUCCUAAAUCUGCUAUAUCGGAAGCUCUCGAGAAAGUCAAAGCGGGCGCACCGGGCAAGCAGGUUAUUUCUGACCUCACAAUCCAAUGUUUUUCUAAUCUCAUUGCCUCUGAUAAGCGACAUUGGUUGCAUCGGCCCUAUUACUGGUUGGCUAAGCAUUACGAUAAUGAUCUUAAAGACAAAGCCAAAGCAGAAGAUGUUUUGCGUGAAAUGUUCACCAGGGGAUCUAACUCAAAGACACCAUUACACAUUUGGACAUCAGAAUGUGAACGCCCAGGCCAACACUUUGUCUACGUUCAUGAUUAUAUUGUUUACUACAGUGAUCUUCUUUACGAGAACAAGAUGGAAAGUGCUCUCAAUAGUCUUGCUCGCCGUCUCCGUCGCUUUAGUAGCCGCAUGACGGAUCAUUUGAGCGCAUGGAAGCAUGUAUGCUCGCUGUCUGUCAAGCUGGCGCUUGAAAUUCUUGGUUUCCCGCCGCGCUAUUCUGACCGCGUACUUCCUAAUCUUGAGUGGUCUGAGUUUGAAGCGCGGGGACAGCAGUUAGAGAAAUGGAUAUCUGCACAGCAAAGUUCUCCCCAGCUUGAUUCCUGGAUCUUGGCCCUAGAGUACGCAGUCGACCUGAGACGUCUUAAUAACGGCUAUGGAGCUACUACUUACGUUGACGAGCUUGUUAUUAGUAUUUACUUGCGUUUGAUGGAGAUCUUUACCACCACUCCACCUGUUUCUUCUGAUGUGACGCAACCCGAGAAGCCAGACUCUACACCAAAUGCAAAGCCCAACGCUCCUGAACCUGAGGCGAAUAUCAAUGGAAACAAUAGCACAAACAACGGAGACAGCAAACCAAGCAAGUCGGACCCGAAACCUGAAAAGAAGCGUCGAGUAAUCAGAAGGGACGUGCUGCAGCAGUGCCAGCAUAUGCUCAAGCCUCUGCAGCCUCGUCUGUCAAAGCUCGAUCAACGGACAGUUCCGCGCGAGCUGCAUAAAUAUGUGGAUACUAUGACACCAGAGCCUAUCCAGCCGUCGCCGUCUAAGAGCCCCUCUCGCCCAUUGAAUCUGAAUAUGAAGGACGAGACUCCAAUGAGCACAGCGAGUCCGGAAUCUCAGGGCCCCCAGCUCGUUGCAGUAUCCUUAUUUCCACCUGCUAAUCAUCAAUUGCCGCCGCAGACCGACUAA
Molecule: messenger RNA, 5199 nt
Organism: Wickerhamiella sorbophila
Lineage: Eukaryota; Fungi; Ascomycota; Dipodascomycetes; Dipodascales; Trichomonascaceae
Product: Histone transcription regulator 3
Exons: 1
Coding region: 1-5199 (1732 amino acids)
Biological process (GO): chromatin organization
Cellular component (GO): nucleus; HIR complex
Molecular function (GO): nucleosome binding
Source: RefSeq, a predicted model, not a curated record